CGGAGCCGAAUGAGCGGACGGCGGCGGGCGGGAGCACCGCCCAGAGAAGCACACCAGGCCGGGAGGCCAGAAAGCCCAGCGGAGGAGCCACGCCGGAGCCGCGCCGGAACCCUGCGCUCGCUGAGCGAUCCCCAAGCCAGAAUUAGACUGUUUCACAAUGACAACAGUGACACUGACCACAGAAGUUUCUCCAAGGAAUAAGAAAGAAGAUAAUUCUGCCUUGUAUGAGUCCACAUCAGCUCACAUUAUUGAAGAAACCGAAUAUGUGAAAAAGAUUCGAACUACUCUGGAAAAAAUCCAGAAGCAAAUAUUUAAAGAUGAAGUAGGAUAUCGCAAUACAAAUGACAAACUAGAUGCAAAGUGCUUUCAAAACAUUCAAAAUGGCUCCAAAUCUGAAAUGGAUCCCUCUUGUUGCAGUUUGGACCAGCUCAUGGAGAAGAUGAAAGGAAAAGAUGUACAGCUCUUAGAAAUGAACAAAGAAAAUGAAGUAUUGAAAAUCAAGCUGGAAGCCUCCAGAGAAGCAGGAGCAGCGGCUCUGAGAAAUGUGGCACACAGAUUAUUUGAAAACUAUCAAAAACAGUCUGAAGAAGUUAGGAAAAGUCACGAGGACAGUAAACACUUACUCCAGGUUAACAAGCUUGAAAAAGAACAGAAAUUGAAACAACAUAUUGAAAAUUUGAAUCAAGUUGCUGAAAAGCUUGAAGAAAAACACAAUCAAAUCACAGAACUGGAGAACCUUGUCCAGAGAAUGGAAAAGGAAAAGAGAACACUGCUAGAAAGAAAAGUGUCUUUGGAAAACACGCUGCUGCAACUCAAAUCCAACGCUACAUAUACUAAGAGUUGCCAAGAUCUUCAAAUGGAGAUUUCCACUCUCCAGGAACAGAUCUCUCACCUGCAGUUUGUGAUUCACUCUCAGCAUCAGAACCUGCGCUGUGUCAUCCAGGAGAUGGAAGGAUUAAAAAAAAAUAUAAAAGAGCAAGAUAAAAGAAUUGAAAAUCUGAAAGAAAAAGUUAACGUCCUUGAAGCCCAGAAUAAAGAACUAAAAAUGAUGGUGGCGCUGUGGUCUGAAACUCCAAGAACAAAGGUAUCUAAGGCGGUCUCUAAGAGUGAAUUGAAGACUGAAGUCAACUCCCCCUAUCUGAUGUUGAUUAGGCUACGGAAAUGAACAGCCUAAUUGAAGAUCUAUUGACAAAGAUCAUUAUGGGUCUUAUUUAUUUCUUGCAAUAUGUCUGAACUUGCACAUUAAAAUGGCACAAUGCCAGUAUUUAAAUGGAA
This is a messenger RNA of Choloepus didactylus (southern two-toed sloth), 1275 nucleotides long. It is a transcript of the gene CCDC68, whose product is annotated as coiled-coil domain containing 68. The transcript has 11 exons. The record is from RefSeq and is a predicted model, not a curated record. Gene Ontology annotation, biological process: intracellular signal transduction. Lineage: Eukaryota; Metazoa; Chordata; Mammalia; Pilosa; Megalonychidae. Gene Ontology annotation, cellular component: intracellular anatomical structure. Bases 158 to 1165 code for a protein of 335 amino acids.